AUGCGGUUUCUCACAUUGUUUGCAGCCACUGGGCUGCUAUCCAUGGUGGAUGCCUCUCCAGGAGCAGAGGGCGAGAAGCUGGGAGCUGAAGAGCGUGUCAUUGAUGAGGUGGCCAAGGGUCUCUUGGAUAAGAAGGCCUACAUCUUACCAACAUGCGCUACACUCAGCAUCAUCACGACCACCACGUUGACUGUUGAGACGACCAUCUAUGUCACUCCCACGGUCCACACUGAAGGGCUACCGCCAUCCUCAACGACUCCCAACAAGGUCACGUCUACCACAACGGUGACUUUGCACCUAUCUGUGCCACCCUACUCUCCUCCUAGCGGCGGCUCCAGCACCACCCAUAUCCUGCCCAGUCUUUCUACCUCAAGGAGCUCCAGCACACCUGGUAACCCCUUCACGUCUUCGCAGUCUUCUGCCACUUCCAAGACAUCCUCGACAGGCCCGGGCGGUCAGUUUGUCACCUCAUCGGCCUCCACCACUGUCAGGUCUUCGACCACCGUCAGGUCCUCGACUGGACCUCCUGCUGGUUCCUCCACGACUUCAGGAAGAGUGUCUACUACUCGGUCAACCAAUUCUGGUAGCACCUCGAGCACUGCGUCUACUACCUCACGUACUGCUUCGUCGUCUGUGCCCGCAUCUGGUUCUUCCUCGUCUACUUCUGGCACUGCCUCGAGCACUUCUUCGACACCUCCAGGCGGCCAGUUCUUGACCUCUUCCACCACUGUCAGCAGCCGUGCCUCAUCUUCCACCGCUUCCAGCGGAGUGUCAUCUACACAGUCUACGACCUCAUCUGGCAGAGUUUCAUCUACGCAGUCUUCCAACACGUCAAGCAGAGUGUCAUCUACGCAGUCUUCCACUGCCUCAAGCGGAGUGUCAUCUACACAAUCUUCUACCACCUCUGGUGCAGUGUCAUCUACGCAGUCGUCCACCACAUCAAGCGGAGUGUCAUCCACUCAGUCCAGCACUUCUGGAACGGCUUCUUCCACCACCUCUUCAGGCCCCCCUGGUGGUCAGUUUUUGACAUCUUCUACAUCUAUUGGCGGCUCUUCCACCACUUCAGCCACUAGCUCUGUGCCAACCGAUACAGAUGACUGCGAUCCAACAGGCGAACCCAGCAGCAGCGGAGUCUCGUCUACGCAGUCGUCCACCACAUCGGGCGGAGUGUUUAUCACCCAGUCUACCAGCUCAGCCAGCACUUCUGGGACGGCUUCUUCCACCACCUCCUCCGGUCCCCCUGGUGGCCAGUUCCUGACAUCGUCCACCUCCAUUGGCGGCUCCUCGACUACUGCUUCCGCCACCAUCUCGGUGCCAACCGACACAUAUGACUGCGACCCUACAGAUGAACCCACACCAAGCGCCACCUCAUCUACCUCUGCCGUGUCCUCCACUUCGGCUACUGCUUCUUCUGCUACCUCUUCAGGCCCUCCUGGCGGUCAGUUCUUGACAUCGUCUACAUCCGUUGGCGGCUCUUCUACGACCUCAGGCCCCCCUGGCGGUCAGUCCUCCACUUCAGGUACUGCUUCUUCCUCCACUUCAGGUACUGCUUCUUCCACCACCUCCGGUACUGCUUCUUCUACCACUUCCGGUCCCCCCGGUGGUCAGUUCUUGACAUCGUCUACAUCUAUUGGUGGCUCUUCUACUACUUCCGCCACCAUCUCUGUGCCCACCGACACGGAUGACUGCGACCCAACAGACGAACCUACGCCUGGUGCCACCUCAUCUACCGCUUCGUCUGAGACAUCUUUCACCAGGAGUUCCACUUCUGGGGGCAUAUUCAUAACCCAAGCCUCCUCUACGUCGGCUUCCAGCACACCAAGCUCCAACACAGUGAGCUUUGCAACUCCCGUGCCCACUGAUGAUGGUAACGAUGGCGAUUGUGAUCCUACGGAUUCUGGUUCCGCAAGCAGCACCUUUGCCCCGCCAAUUUUUAUCACUCGGAGCUCUACAGCUGAUCAGGGCAGCUCAACCAGCAUCGUUUCCUUUGUGCCUACCUCCUUCUCUGUCCCUGGAGGUACCUUCAACGACCAUGUUUCUUCCAGCAGCCUCUCUGUUCCCACCACUUUGAACACUCCUGCUAAUCCCACUGGUACUCCCACACCCGUCAAUGAUGAUGACUGUGACGACGACGAGUACCCCCUGCCUCCCCUGCCUCCCCUGCCUACUCUCCCUGGCUCCGGAGCCUCGUCCACCAGACCCGGUGGCGCAUUCCCCACUGUCACCACUUUCAGCACACAGAGCGCAUCUAUCCGCGUCCCCACAACAUUUGCGACCCUGCCUCGCACAUCAGCCGCUCCCGCUGCUCCCAGAUCCUCCGAUAUUAGUAACAACACUGGCAGUGGCGGCGACGCCGGUGACUGCUAG
This is a messenger RNA of Trichoderma harzianum CBS 226.95, 2367 nucleotides long. RefSeq lists its product as hypothetical. Lineage: Eukaryota; Fungi; Ascomycota; Sordariomycetes; Hypocreales; Hypocreaceae. The record is from RefSeq and is a predicted model, not a curated record. The transcript has 2 exons. The coding region runs from base 1 to 2367 and encodes 788 amino acids.